GCAUGACAUAACUGUAGGGCAGGACUAGAUGGAAGUACUGUACGCUCAUUGGUGAAAAAUAAUCGCCAGUCAAUUUAGCCCCAUCUCUUCCCAUUGACCAGGCUCGGUUGAGAAGUGCGGUUGGAGUGUGAGAGGGUCGCGGCCGAGGCUGACUGAUGGUCUGACAGAUGAAAUAGCGAAAAUACAGAAAGAGAAGACGGGCGUCCUCCUCCCUCAGAAAACCAUGUUCCCUAAAGGCAAAGUGUCCGCUGUACCGUCGGAUGGCCAAGCACGGGAAAAGUUAGCUUUAUACGUCUAUGAAUAUUUGUUACACAUAGGAGCACAGAAGUCAGCACAGACCUUUUUAUCAGAGAUACGAUGGGAAAAGAACAUCACACUUGGGGAACCACCUGGAUUCCUACACUCUUGGUGGUGUGUAUUUUGGGACCUGUAUUGUGCCGCACCAGAGAGAAGAGAGACAUGUGACCACUCCAGUGAAGCGAAAGCCUUCCAUGAUUAUAGUGCGGCUGCAGCCCCCAGUCCAGUGAUGGGCGGAAUGCCCCCUGGAGAGGGGAUGCCCGGUGGACCCAUGCCCCCCGGAUUCUUCCAGGGUCCACCUGGUCCCCAAGGCUCUCCUCACCCCCAGCCUCCUCCCACUAACACUAUGAUGGGACCCCACAGCCAGUCUUUCAUGAACCUACGCGUCGCUGGGGGCCCACGAGGUCCCCCUAUCAGGAUGGGCAACCAGCCUCCUGGCGGUGGCCCUGGCCCCCAUCCCAUGCUCCAAAACAUGGACCACACACGACCACAAGGCCAUCCUAACUUGGGACCGAUGCAGAGAAUGAGUGGCCCUCGAGGCAUGGGCCCUAUGGGGCCAGGACCCCAGAACUUUGGUGGUGGGAUGCGGCCUCCACACAACUCUAUGGGCCCCGGGAUGCCAGGAGUGAACAUGGGCCCAGGUGCUGGACGGCCAUGGCCCAAUCCGAACAAUGGCAACUCUAUGCCUUACUCAUCACCUUCUCCUGGAGCGUACGGGGGAGGUUCUGGUGGAGGGGGACCCCCUGGAACCCCCGUUAUGCCCAGCCCUGCUGACUCUAACAACUCUGGGGACAAUCUCUACACUAUGAUCAACACUGGACCUGGCAACCGAUCAAAUUUCCCUAUGGGCCCCGGUUCUGACGGACCCCUAGGCGCCAUGGCGGGCAUGGAGCCACACCACAUGAAUGGAUCGCUAGGCUCUGGUGACAUGGACGGACUCAACAAGAACUCCCCAAACAAUCUAAGUGGCAUUAGCAACCCUCCUGGAACCCCGAGGGACGGCGACGAGUUGGGCGGAAACUUCCUGCACUCCUUUCAGAGUGAGAAUCAGUACUCCCCUACCAUGACGAUGAGUGUGUGACAUCCCCCUCCAUCUGCCAUCACUGAGGAUCUGAGCUCAUAACAGAACAUGGCCAAAACACAUCAGCACAGAACCAGGGACAGGGUGCCAUUUUGGUUCCACACAAUUCCAGAAUGCUGAUAUACACAUUUUCAAAAUGGCUGGUGACUUCUGCUCCUCCUCCUCGUUCCAAAUGAAGGACAGUUCUUCUAUAAUCACCACCCCAAGUGUGACGAAACCAGCGACGGAAACUACUGCAUACAUGACACGUGCUUUAAUUAUUGCUUUGUAGUGCAAGAUGUGCAGAACCCGUUUCAGCUUUUGCCACCUAAAACACUGAAGUGUCCAUUGUGAACUAGGAGAAAUGUAUCUUUUUGUUUUCAUAUUUCAGGUCCCGCGUUCAGCCACAUGUAGUAUGUCACAAAACUAGUCUGAAAACAUGGAGUCUGAAUCUGCCUGUAACUCUGUGACCACUCCAUUGAAUGACUUUGUCCCGAUGUACUAGCUCCCACUAUUUAGCCACAUUUUCAAAGGGAAGUGGUGUGAUCGAAUUGGGCCUUAGUAAGGAUAGGGCCUGUAACAGUUUCAAAGUGCUCAGUGAGGUUUUUAAAAUGUAGGAUCGGAUGCGAUGCGUCGAUAGGGAAUGUGUUUUGUGGGUUCUGUUUUUGUCGAGGAGAGCGAUCUUAUUCUGCACUGGUUUUAUGUUGCUUUUUAUUUAAACAGUCGGACUGCUGUUCUUGUUCGGUCAAGGGGAAAGCUAACUUGGGCUAAACCAUGGGUGUGGACGCAAUGGGGGGGGUGCAUGACUAAGAUCUUUGUACAACAUACUACCUAGUGCUGCUCCAGUCCACAUGUGGUGUCUUUAACCUCUUCCCUGCCUGUGCUUAACACUCUGUGCCCUUUUUUGUCACCAUCGUUGUAGCAGUCUGUGUUUUCCUACUGUUCCAUCACAGUGAUGAUGAAAGUUAAACCCAUUGUAACCUGAGAUGAAGAUUGGUAGUUUUCUUUUCAAAAAAUUCUCAAGGUAUUUUUUUUUUUUUUUUUUUUUUUUAAUUAUUUUGAUACAAAUUUGACUACGUAUAUAUUGGCCCAGUUAUUUCAAGAUUAGUUAAAGCUUUGUAAACCAAUUCUAGUAUCAUAAACUUAGCGGCAGUCUUGUAAAUGUGAACUUUUAUUUCAUUUUCUGUGAAUAUUAAGCAUUAUACACCUGUUGCUGGUAUAUAUAUUUUUUUCAAAUUGGGGGAAAGAGUGCUGUUAAUAUAAUUUUACAAUAACUUAA
Messenger RNA from Salmo salar (Atlantic salmon), 2636 nucleotides. Its product is annotated as single-stranded DNA-binding protein 3. Gene Ontology annotation, molecular function: protein binding; single-stranded DNA binding. Gene Ontology annotation, biological process: positive regulation of transcription by RNA polymerase II. The record is from RefSeq and is a predicted model, not a curated record. NCBI's taxonomy places the organism in Eukaryota, Metazoa, Chordata, Actinopteri, Salmoniformes, Salmonidae. Gene Ontology annotation, cellular component: nucleus.